Messenger RNA from Pseudophryne corroboree (corroboree frog), 3297 nucleotides. It is a transcript of the gene PUS3, whose product is annotated as pseudouridine synthase 3. Lineage: Eukaryota; Metazoa; Chordata; Amphibia; Anura; Myobatrachidae. Gene Ontology annotation, biological process: mRNA pseudouridine synthesis; tRNA pseudouridine synthesis. The coding region runs from base 1243 to 2685 and encodes 480 amino acids. The record is from RefSeq and is a predicted model, not a curated record. The transcript is spliced from 4 exons. Gene Ontology annotation, molecular function: pseudouridine synthase activity; RNA binding. Gene Ontology annotation, cellular component: cytoplasm; nucleus.
GGGCCGGAAGAGCGCGUGUCACGCCGCAUUCCGAGGUCGAAUCCAUGUGCGAAUUGGGUGCGAGGGACCCGCUGAGUAGUGUCCCCGGGUGAGAGGCUGUGGGUUCCAGCAAAUAGACGGUGGUCCCAGUUGGGAGGGUGCCCGUUAGAAAGCGGUGGUCCCAGUUGGGAGGGUGCCCGUUAGAAAGCGGUGGUCCCAGUUGGGAGGGUGCCCCUCAGAAGGCGGUGGUCUCAGUUGGGAGGGUGCCCGUUAGAAGGCGGUGGUGCCAGUUGGGAGGGUGCCCGUUAGAAAGCGGUGGUGGCAGUUGGGAGGGUGCCGUUAGAAGGCGGUGGUGCCAGUUGGGAGGGUGCCCGUUAGAAAGCGGUGGUGCCAGUUGGGAGGGUGCCCGUUAGAAGGCGGUGGUGCCAGUUGGGAGGGUGCCCGUUAGAAGGCGGUGGUCCCAGUUGGGAGGGUGCCCGUUAGAAGGCGGUGGUCCCAGUUGGGAGGGUGCCCGUUAGAAAGCGGUGGUCCCAGUUGGGAGGGUGCCCGUUAGAAGGCGGUGGUCCCAGUUGGGAGGGUGCCCGUUAGAAAGCGGUGGUGGCAGUUGGGAGGGUGCCCGUUAGAAGGCGGUGGUGCCAGUUGGGAGGGUGCCCGUUAGAAGGCGGUGGUCCCAGUUGGGAGGGUGCCCGUUAGAAGGCGGUGGUCCCAGUUGGGAGGGUGCCCGUUAGAAAGCGGUGGUCCCAGUUGGGAGGGUGCCCGUUAGAAGGCGGUGGUCCCAGUUGGGAGGGUGCCCGUUAGAAAGCGGUGGUCCCAGUUGGGAGGGUGCCCGUUAGAAAGCGUUGGUCCCAGUUGGGAGGGUGCCCGUUAGAAGGCGGUGAUCCCAGUUGGGAGGGUGCCCGUUAGAAAGCGGUGGUCCCAGUUGGGAGGGUGCCCCUCAGAAGGCUGUGGUCCCAGUUGGGAGGGUGCCCGUUAGAAGGAGGUGGUCCCAGUUGGGAGGGUGCCCGUUAGAAGGAGGUGGUCCCAGUUGGGAGGGUGCCCGUUAGAAGGCGGUGGUCCCAGUUGGGAGGUUCCCCGUUAGAAGGGGUUGGUCCCUGUUGGGAGGGUCCCCAUUAGAAGGCGCUGGUCCCAGUUGGGAGGGUGACCACUAGGUGGUGGUGGUGGUCCCAGUUGGUUGGGACCCCCAUUAGAAGGAGUUGGUCCCAGUUGGGAGGGUGCCCGUUAGAAGGCAGUGGUCCCAUUGAGCCGAUAACCCGUAUUUGCGCCAUGUCUGAGGAGGCGGAACUGACCCUGCUGCGUCAGAGGGUUCAGGUACUGGAGCAGGAGGUCUUGCGUCUGGGAGCCCUGACCAGGGAGACCUCGCAUGUUGACACCACCAGGAAACCGUCAGCUAAGCAGCGGCCUCAGCGCCCAUUUGAUUUCUCUGCGCAUCCCAAGCAGCACGUGGCUCUGCGUCUGGCCUACCUUGGUUGGAGCUACCAUGGUUUUGCCAGCCAGGAAAACACGGCUAACACUGUGGAAGAGGUGCUUUUCGAGGCCCUCACCAAGACUCGGCUACUGGAGAACCGACAGACCUCCAACUAUCACCGCUGUGGCCGUACGGACAGGGGGGUCAGCGCACUGGGGCAGGUCAUCUCUCUGGACCUCCGGACUGCUGCAGCGGGGAAGCCGGAGCUCAGAUACACCCAGAUGCUGAACCGUGUCCUGCCACCUGAUAUCCGGGUGCUAAGCUGGGCUGUUGUACCUUCUUCAUUCAGCGCACGCUUCAGCUGCCGUUCCCGAACCUACAGGUACCUCUUUCCCCGCGCACAGCUGGAUGUGGAAGCAAUGGACCGAGCUGCACGGCUGCUCGAGGGGACUCAUGAUUUCCGCAACCUUUGCAAGAUGGAUGUGGCCAAUGGGGUGGUGACCUUCGUCCGUACCGUGCUCUCUGCUAAGGUGGAGCCUGUCCCGGAGCUUCCAGAGGGCGGAGGAGCAUUCCAGCUCUACCACCUACAGAUCACGGGCCUGGCAUUUCUUUACCACCAGGUCAGGUGCAUUAUGGGAGUCCUCUUUCUGAUUGGUCAGGGCAAGGAGGAACCUGAGAUCAUUAGAGAGCUUAUGGACGUGGAGAAAAAUCCCCGCAAACCCCAAUACAAUAUGGCGGUGGAGUUCCCCCUGGUGCUCUAUGACUGUCGGUUUGAUGACAUGCAGUGGGUCGGAGAGAAGGAUUUCCAGGCCGUUACGGUAUCGCACCUGCAGCGCCUGUGGACACAAGAAGCAGUGAAGGCGCAGAUCCUACGUAUGGCGUUACACCAUCUGGACUCCAUGCCCGUCACCAUGACUCCUGGGCAGCAGCCUGUCUCAUGGAGCCUGUGUCAGCCAGCAGUUCUCAGCCAGAGCAGUGGCCUCGUGGAGGGAGUGAGUGCACGCACAUACACUCCUCUGAUGAAGAGACAUUUGUGUCAGGCACUGGAGGAGAGAGUGCAGCACUAUGUACGGCGUGGAAGGAUUGCAGCGCCCCCUGAUGGAGGUGAUGUGCAGAUUGCAGAUAGCAAAAAACAGGAUUGUGAAGAUGAAUCUCCGAGAGGGCGCAGCGCUAAAUCCAACUGCACAUCUCACCUAGUAACUUCUACAGGGCGAGAAAUCCACAGCCAAGAGACAGGAGAUGAGACCGUCCAGCAGAAUGUCAAGAGAGUGUGCCUCAGUCUGCACAAUGAGAGUGUAUAGCGCAUGAUGCACACAGGCCCUCAUUCCGAGUUGGUCGCUCGCUAGCUGCUUUUAGCAGCAUUGCACACGCUAGGCAUCGCCCCCUGGGAGUGAAUCUUAGCUUAGCAGAAUUGUGAAUAGAAAUUUCUUAGUUUCUGAGUAGCUCCAGACUUACUCCUACACUGCGAUCAGUUCAGUCAGUUUCGUUCCUGCUUUGAUGUCACAAACGCUCCCUGCGUCCGGCCAGCCACUCCCCUGUUUCCCCAGGCACGCCUGCGUUUUUACCUGACACGCCUGCGUUUUUUAGCACACUCCUGGAAAACGCUCAUUUACCUCCCAGAAACACCCAGUUCCUGUCGAUCACUCACCGAUCAGCAGUGCGACUGAAAAGCGUCGUUAGAGCUGGUGUAAAACUGCAUCGGCUUUUGUGAAAGUACUUUGCGCGUGCGCACCAUACGCAUGCACAGAAGUGCCGAUUUUUAGCCUGAUCGCUGCGGUGCGAACAACGGCAGCUAGCGAUCAACUCGGAAUGAGGGCCAUAGCCGGCUGUAUAACAUCCUUACAUCCGGAACAUUCUUUCUUCUUUCUCUUUUUUCUUUUAAAUAAAUUUGGGGAAAUCCAGGUUUUACUGUG